Messenger RNA from Petromyzon marinus (sea lamprey), 5196 nucleotides. The record is from RefSeq and is a predicted model, not a curated record. NCBI's taxonomy places the organism in Eukaryota, Metazoa, Chordata, Hyperoartia, Petromyzontiformes, Petromyzontidae.
UGGGGGGAGGGGAGAAACCCGCAAGACUCGGCGGCGAUCGAGCAGAAAGAUAACCAGCCAAGGCAAGCGAGAUAUCCAGGUGACCGGCCGGACACCUCGUCGGCCUACUAAGAAAGGGUCUGCAAGGUCACCCGGGCGUCGGGUGCCGCAGGGAUGGAGGCGCUGCUGGGACCCCCGGGGGCCACGUUCGCGUCCACGGGUCCCCAUGAGGGGCCCCGCAUGGCACCGACUCAGGCACCCCCUGAGGGAGCGACUGAGGUACCGGCUGAGAUGUCCCACCAGGUACCCACUCAGGUGUCCACGGAGGUAAUCGCUCCGGUCCCGACUGAGUUACCCCCUCAGGCGCCCCUUGAGGUAUUCGUGCCUCAGAUAUCCCCUCAGCUACCGAAUGAGGUGACCCCUCAGGCACCCUCUGGGGUGUUGCCUCAGUCAUCCGCUCAGGUCCUGACUCAGAUCCUCCCUCAGGUACCCCUUGAGGUACCCCCUCAGGCGCCUCAAGAGAUAUCUCCUCAGCUAUACACUCAGGUACCCACCGAGACAUCCCCUCAGGUACACCCCCAGGUAUCCCCUCAGAUCUCAUCUCAGAUGCCCCCUCAGGUAUCCCCUCAGAUCUCAUCUCAGGCGUCCCCUCAGGUAUCCCCUCAGAUCUCAUCUCAGAUGUCCCCUCAGGUAUCCCCUCAGAUCUCAUCUCAGGCGUUCCCUCAGGUAUCCCCUCAGAUCUCAUCUCAGGCGUCCCCUCAGGUAUCCCCUCAGAUCUCAUCUCAGGCGUCCCCUCAGGUAUCCCCUCAGAUAUCAUCUCAGAUGUCCCCUCAGGUAUCCCCUCAGAUAUCAUCCCAGAUGUCCCCUCAGGUAUCCCCUCAGAUAUCAUCUCAGAUGCCCCCUCAGAUCUCAUCUCAGGUGUCCCCUCAGGUAUCCCCUCAGAUAUCAUCUCAGAUGUCCCCUCAGGUAUCCCCUCAGAUAUCAUCUCAGAUGCCCCCUCAGAUCUCAUCUCAGGUGUCCCCUCAGGUAUCCCCUCAGGUAUCAUCUCAGAUGUCCCCUCAGGUACCCCCUCAGAUAUCUCAGGUAUCCCCUCAGGUAUCCCCUCAGGCGUCCCCUCAGGUACACCCCCAGGUAUCCCCUCAGGUAUCCCCUCAGGUAUCAUCUCAGGCGUCCCCUCAGGUACACCCCCAGGUAUCCCCUCAGGUAUCCCCUCAGAUAUCAUCUCAGGCGUCCCCUCAGGUAUCCCCUCAGAUAUCAUCUCAGAUGCCCCCUCAGGUAUCCCCUCAGGUAUCCCCUCAGAUGUCCCCUCAGGCGUCCACCCAGGUACCCCCUCAGAUAUCCCCUCAGGUACACCCCCAGGUAUCCCCCCAGGUACCCCCCCAGGUACCCCCUCAGUUGUUAACCCCCGAGAUGUCGCCCGCCACCCGGGCCCUCAAGUCGGCCCUGAGGAGGUCGCCGACCGCGCAAGGGGCCGCGGAGAGCGGCGGCAGCAGCGGCGGCGGCACCAGCGGCACCAGGAGCGUGGUGUUUGUCAUGGAGAGGAAUACCGUGAAAAUCUUCUCAAAGGACGAGGACGAGGAGGAGGAGGAGGACAACGAGGUGAUGGACGAGGCGAUGGACGAGGGGAAGGAGACCUCGAAGGCGUCUGGCGACGUCAACGGAGAGGAGGACAUCGACGAUGACGGUCACGGCCUGAGCCCCGUGAACCAUUACCAGUACCCCCAUAAACAGCAUCGGCCUCUUAACAACAACAGCAGCAGCGGCACUACCACCAUCACCGACCUCGUGAACGGCAACGCGGAGAGGAAGGACCUCGCUAGGCCCGGCGGCGGCGGCGUCGUCGUCGUCGACGGCCGCGGCCCAGCCGAGGCCCCGCGGGCCCCCCUCCUCGCCUGCUCCUCCUCCCCGGCCAUGAUGCUGCGCCACCGGCCCCGGGGCAGCGUCUUCGCCGAGUCUCCCGCCUCGCGGUUGCGCCGCGCGGCCCCGGCGGGGCCCCUGCGGAGCGCGGGCGGGUUUACCUCGGCCGCGUGGAAUCCCGCGUCUGGCCGGGGGCCGAUGUUCGUGAUCCCCAGGGUCUCGCCGGCCCGGGCGGUGCGGCGAAGCCUCUACUAGGCGUGGUAGAGGCCCACGUCGUGCCGGCAACCCCCUGGCACGCACAACCCCCCUCUCGCCCGAAUGGGGGUCUCGGAAGGGUCCCGUCAACCACGGCCACCACCACCACGACUACCGCCUUUAUUGUCAUCGUCGACUCACCUGGAUGGAUUCGUCUCACCUGGACACGCUGCUGACCGUGAGAGUCUUGCACCUGGCCACACAGCGACAUCCCGGGCAUCACCGGACCCUGUAAACCCUAAACUCCACCAUUAACCUAACCCCUAACCUCAAGCUAUUAUUAACCACCUAACCCUCAACGUGAGUCCUAACCCUGCACCUUAAAACCCUCAAGUCCUGAUCCCCAGCUGCACACAAGUCCCCAUCACUCCGUGUGUACCGAGAUCAGAACUCUACUUUUAACUCAUGCGAGGACUCCGCACAGAUGGAUACCACGGCAUAGCGUGGCGUGUGGCGGGGCGGUGCCACCACCUGAGCGGAGACGGAGCGCUGUUUGCCAAUUGUUUGUUUGUGUGUGGGAGGCGGGGGGGGGAGCCUUCAUCCAACAGUGCGUCGAGAAUGGCAGCUGAUUGUGGUUUUGUGUCUCGCGGCUGUCGCGACGCGCUACGGACCCAGGCGACCAGGAAUCUCCUAGGUCGACUCGGCCUCAAAUGAGCCACUUGGCGAGACAAAGGCGGGCCAGGCGUGGUGCUGGCAAUCCACACCCCCGUCGUGUGCCACAGUGCCGGCCUUAAUGGGUGCUGCUGCUGCUGCUACUCGCUAACAGCACUUGGCUCAGGACGAUACGGGGGUGGCGAACGUUUUGUAUAUAUAGUAUGCGUAAGUCGUUCUAUGUAAUGUACUUUACUUGGGUAGGUGUCAAGGGUUUUAUGUACAGAGGGGAUGGUAUGGGUUGUGGCCAUUAUGUGCCUGGGUGUUGGUCACGUGGGACGAGGGAGAGUAAGUUUAAAUCAUCAUCGCCGUGAGAUCACCAUCAUCACCACCAUAAGAUCAUCAUCACCAUGAGAUAAUCAUCUUCACCAUGAGAUCAUCAUCACCAUGAUAUCAUCAUCACCGUGAGAUAAUCAUCUUCACCAUGAUAUCAUCAUCACCAUGAGAUCAUCAUCACCCUGAGAUCAUCAUGAGAUAAUAAUCAUCACCAUGAGAUAACCAUGAUCACCGUGAGAUCAUCACCAUGAGAUAUCACCAUGAAAUAAUCAUCACCAUGAGAUAAUCAUCACCAUGAUGUCAUCACCCUGAGAUCAUGAUCACCAUGAGAUCAUCAUCACCGUGAGAUCACCACAAUAAGAUCAUCACCAUGAGAUCAUCAACACCUUGAGAUCAUCACCCUGAGAUCGUCAUCGCCACUAUUAUCUCGUAUUACCAAGAGUCUAAAUCAAUCAUCGUAAUUUAAAUCAUCACAUCGCGUCAUUAACAUCACCAUGAUCAUCAUCGCCGCUGCCGCCGCCAAGUUCUGCAGCAGUGAUCACUCAUUUUCAGAGGUGGGGGGGGAGGCAUUUCGCCGAUAAGAAGACAUCAUCAGUGUAAGGGUGCCUCCGCCACACAUUUGAAGCCUUUGGGGGGGGGUGCUUUCACUCUGUAUUGUUCGGGAGCCGCAUUAAAGGCCACCAGCGGCCGCCUUUGGCCCCCGCGAUGAAUAACAUUUUUAUAUAAUAAUCGAUAACCCUCGUCUCCAUGAUGAUCAUCAUCUAAAUCACCACCACCAUCGUCGUCGUCAUCAUCAUCGUUUAAAUCACUAUCAUCCUAACCCCAUGUCGUCAUCAUCACCGCCACCAUCAUCAUCUACACAUCUUAAUCAUCACCACUGCCUUCAUCAUUAUCUACAUGUGAAAAUCACCAUCAUCACCCUAAAUCACCAUCACCUACAUAUCAAAUGUAUCAUCACCACAACCAUCAUCAUCUACACAUCCGGAUCACAAUAAAUUCCCAUCAUCUACACAUCUUAAUCAUCACCACCGCCAUCAUCAUUACCUACAUAUGAUAAUCACCAUAAUCACCCUAAACUAUCAUCACUUUAAUCACCUACACAUCAAAUCACCGCCAUAUGCGUACAGUACCUACAUCAACAUCAUUACCAUCAUUAUCUAAAUCAUCACCACCACCAUCACCACCACCAAUCCCGUACCCCUGGGCCUCAAUGCGACCGGGGCCAGCCACAGCCUCGACUCGUAUAUGGUUAUUAUUAUUAUUAUUACUACAGGGACUCCUCUACCUACGAACGAGUUAGGUUCCAGAGGUCUGUUCGUAAGUCGAUCUGUUUGUAAGUCCAACUUUUACUCCUGUCGAUUCCAAACGUGUUUUACGGCGCGUACAUUACACACGGGGAAUGUCUUGAAAGGUUGCAUAAUCUCCUGUCGAUGCCACUGGUUUUUCACGUUCUGCAGAUGUCACCACCGUCAUUCAUUACGCGGCGGUUGGAUUUACGACUGUCGAUCCGAACAGGCAUCUCGACAUAGGGACAGGUUUGUUCGCAUCUCUGAAAGUUCGUAAGUCAAAUGGUCGUAACUAGAGGAGUUACCUGUAUUAUAGAAUUGCUGGGGCACAAGCCAAAGGUCCACCGCCCCAAACAUCAAACGGCCAGCAACAAGCAGCACUAUGAUUGUAAUAUAUGAGAGCAAAUGCGUUUUCUUGAAUUGGCACGUCGCGAUUCGAUUAAUCGUUGCGAUUCGAGGUUGCGAUUUUGAUUUCGGAAUUGUUUGGUCUCUUAACCGUCCAAUCCCUGUUUUUCUUCUCUUCCCCCGUGUCCUCCUCCUCCCCAUGUCUCCAAAAUCUCCCCAUGUCUCCUUCCUCAUCCUCCCCAUGUACGUCCUCUUCCCUACAUCUCCUUCUUCUCCAUCUCCUCCUUCCCAUGUCACGCUGUGAUCUUGUAACUUUGCAUCGCUCAGUAUCUUCUGCUGGAGACCGUGGACACAGUCAGUUCAAUGUCUAUCAUAAUCGGGGCCUCACCUCCACGCGUGAUAUUUGCGGGAACGACGCCAGCGUGUUUGUGUUUAUCUGGUGAGCCAGGCCGCUCUCUUGCAAAUGAACCUCCAUCAUCCCGGCCUCCUGCCUUCUCACCUGGUCUAGCCAAAGUAAAAAAUAAAAAAAUAUAUAUACAAACCGCCA